GCUGCAGCUGGAACGCCGCGGACAGCGGGGACCCGGCUGUCCCCUCCAAGGAAGGUCAGGCCGCCGGGACGGGGCUGUCCCUGCGCGGCUGGUCUCCCCGGCUCACCUGGGCGCCGCCCCGUCCGUCGGGCCCGCCCCUCCCACAUUCCAGCGCGGCCGCCGCGAUGCAGGACGCGGGCGCCGAGGCUCCGGCGGGCGCGCGGGCCGUCAAGGUGGUCCUGGUGGGCGACGGCGGCUGCGGGAAGACGUCGCUGCUCAUGGUCUUCGCGGCCGGGGCCUUCCCCGAGAGCUACACCCCCACCGUGUUCGAGCGGCUCAGUGUGAACCUACAGGUGAAGGGGAAGCCCGUGAACCUCCAGAUCUGGGACACAGCAGGGCAAGUGGACUACGACCGUCUGCGGCCACUCUUCUACCCUGAUGCCUGUGUCCUCAUCCUGUGCUUCGACGUCACCAGCCCCUGCAGCUUCCACAACAUCUCCAGCCGGUGGUACCCAGAGGUGAAUCACUUCUGCAACAAGGUGCCCAUCAUCCUGGUGGGCUGCAAGACGGACCUGCGCAAGGACAAGAUCCUGGUGAAGAAACUUCGGAAAAACCGCUUGGAGCCCGUGACGUACCACAGGGGCCAGGAGAUGGCGCGGUCGGUGGGGGCCGUGGCCUACCUGGAGUGUUCGGCUCUGCUCCAGGAGAACGUCCAGGCUGUCUUCCAGGAGGCCGCCAAGGUGGCCCUGAGCAGUCGCAGUCGCAACAUCUGGCGGCGGAUGACCCAGAUCUUCUGUGCCAUGUCCUGACAGCUGGUCAGGCAGGAGCUGGGCACUCACCCUCUGUCUGGACGACUGGGCUGGACCCAGCCCCCCAGACAGCACCGAAAGCAGACGGGCGCCUUCAAGGACAGGCCCCUAGCCCCAGGGCGGGGGUCCCUGGACAGCAGUGAGACCCCACUGAGUCCCCAGGAUUGGGGUCCUUCGGGCUCACGCCCCAGGCAGGGGUGGACCUGGAGUCCCCUGGAAUCGCUCCGGGUCGGGACCGCGCACCCCGACUUGCCUGGCGCCGCCUUGUGUCUAUCCUCGGAACUGCACCCCUCGGG
Sorex araneus (European shrew) is the source of this 1084-nucleotide messenger RNA. It is a transcript of the gene RHOD, whose product is annotated as ras homolog family member D. The transcript has 5 exons. Gene Ontology annotation, biological process: small GTPase-mediated signal transduction; cell migration. The record is from RefSeq and is a predicted model, not a curated record. NCBI's taxonomy places the organism in Eukaryota, Metazoa, Chordata, Mammalia, Eulipotyphla, Soricidae. Bases 165 to 788 code for a protein of 207 amino acids. Gene Ontology annotation, molecular function: GTPase activity; GTP binding.